UGAAAGAAGUUACAAACUAAACCACAAAAGUCCAACGGAUUGAUCAGCAGAAGGAAGGGAACAGAAUGCUGACCAGCUCGGCUUAGAAUCGUUCAGCCUCGCCGGGAUGUGUUGUUUAGUGUCCGCAGCAUUCAAGGUCACCAUUGACACACAACGCUAGAUGUGUUGAAGGAAUUGGUAUUGUUGUCGCCUUUGUCAUUUAGUCGAACUUGCAAAUCAGGUACACCCGGCAGAAGAGGGUCGCAAACGAUUGUUUAUGGAUGCACGAUCAAAACAACGAACACAAAUUAAACCGCAACGAGACAACAAAUCCCAAUGGACGUCAUAGGUUUGGUGGCUAGCUUGGAAAAACGAAAACGAAAGUACAAAGCAAGUGCAGUGCAAAUGAAACUCUAGUGGUCAACGAAAAAAAUCAAAAAAUUCUACUACAGUUUAGAGUUUGAAAGUUCGAAAAAAGAAGAUUAUACAGAUAGUAGAGAUGUAUUCGUUAUUUUUAGUGUUAGUGUUUACAUUUGUAUCCGUCCCAAAACAAAGUCUUUCGCUGGAGACAUUGUUUCAAUUGGAAGGGGAUGACGAAACAGGAGGAGGGAGUGAUUUCUCUAGUCCACUAUACGAAGAAAGUUACGAUACAUCACUAGAUGAUGAUCAAAAUCGCUAUCAGCAACAGCAAUCAGACCAACAACCUUCGGCAGUGUUAGAUGAGGUGUACUAUCGGGUGACGCCGGCUGCUCAGGAGAGUGAAAGUGAAAGAACGUUUAUCACGAGUAGUACAACAACGGGAAACAGUAUUCUUACAGGAGCUGCCGAAGAAGAAGAAGACGAAGAUCUGCCAUCAACUGACCGCACCAACAGCAAUGACGGUACAUCAUCUGAAGAUACCAAAGCUAGUGUACCGCAAGCAUUCGUUGGGGGAACCCCCAAUCGGGAUACAUACAGUAGUCGCAGCUUAGAUCACAAUACUGCGGAUUCACUGCAGUCCUCGACAGUGCUCGAAACUAGCAUCGCAAAUAAUUUCCUCUACACUAGCGUACGAUACAACGAUACUUAUCAUUCCAGUAAUUCUGAUGAAAGUUUAGAGAAAACUUCUGACGACACACUGGAUAGUGCGGAGGAUGACCAGCAAUUCAUGCUUACUACCACGAACAUUCCGCCGCUUUCUAUCCCGGACGUGCCGGUAAAGCCCACAAAGCCGCACAUCGAUGAGAGCAAAAUUUCCAAGACUGAAUUACUUGCCCGAAUGAUUACCGAUAAGAACCUCCGGUUACCGAUUGCCAUCCUAGUGGACACUUCCAACGAUUCGCUCAUUUAUUCGAAGAAGGUUUUUGAUGCUACACUUGUACCCAAAUCACCGAUGGACGUAAUUUUAAUACGCUACAACAGUACAGGAAUCACGAAAUCUAUCAGUUUCCGUAACACGAAAUCGCUGAUGGAAGCCAUCAACUCGUUACAACCAUCAUACGAUAGCAAUACUCCAGCUUACUACAGUAUACUGCGAACCUGUCAAGAAAUUCCCUACGACAGUGCCAUCUUUCUAGCAACCUCCAAUGCGGUCGUCGUUGAAAAGAAUAUCGCCCACGAUGCAGCGCUGGCAUUGCUGAGGAAACGCAUUCGACUUUACAUCAUUUGGUUCGGAGACGAAGUGGAUGCUAAUCUGUCAGAUCAACAUCUGGAUAGUCAAACUGGACUUCACGAAUUGGCAUAUAAAACCGGCGGUCGAGUUAUACGAUUCGAAAUCGACCAUCAUUUUGGAAAUAAUCCAGUACUGACCACGCUAGUAUCGGAAAGCGAGCUGCACGGUGAUCAUACCAUCCCGAUUCCCGUCACUGCCGACAUCAAUAGUUUAUAUUUCAAGCUGCACGGAAGCCUCGGAUCGGCCACACUCCAAACACCUAACGGUGAUUAGUAGAUUUAAAAUUACUUUGAUUCUAUAACCUACUAUUACGGUUAAAACUAAGAGGUUCACAACGCUUACGUUGCAGACCUGUUUACUUGUUUCACAAAUGCUUUGUCCAACUAUGUUCUUUCUUGAUAGUUGUUUCGAAUACUUCAAUAGCGUACAAAUAAUGUAACCGUUGUUAUUUAUGUACAAAGUACACUGUUGCUUUAAGUAAAAUUGCCAGUAAGAUUAGAUUUAGUUAUCCACUCCAGGAUUUCCACUACCCGAUACAUGUAGGCAAACAUUUCCGAUAUUUCACGGGCAAUGUCCGAUUUAAAGGCAGACAAAAUUCCUUCUUUAAUCACUUGAUCAUGCAAUAUUUAAAUGAUAAAUUGCAUUGAAAUUAUGUUUAAGAUUUUUUGCUCAAAACGUACGAAAUAUGUAAAAGCAUUGGAUUAUUUCAGAAUCCAAAAACGUCUUAUAUAAAAGAAAACUUUUAUCUAUGACUGACGAUUCAAGCAAUGCAAAGCUUCCGAUUUGAAUGAUUAAUGUAAUAAUAUUCAUUGAGGCAGUAAGUGUGCUUUACCCACAAACGAAUACAAAUUGCUGCCAAUCUAAAAUAUUUCAUUACGAAUAAACAACAACGUAAUUAAACGGCAUCGGUAAUGACAACCCUGAGAACAAUGAUAUAAUAAUUAACCACUCUAAGUAAGUAUUCCCAUUAAGGAUGAAGUACAAAUGAUCGUUCUAUGACCCCUUCUCUGCUAGGUUAAAUCUGCUCAAUCAUCGUUUCCUUCAGUUGAUCGCACCCAAUUAUGUCAAUAACAAUUACACCUACCCUGCAGAGCAUUGUUUUGUUCUUACUAAUCAUAUAUCAUUACUAUUCACUGUUUGACUAACCGAAGCAGUAUGUGUUAAAUGUUAGCUCUAAGAAUCAACCCAAUAUUUUUUUUAAUUCUGAAGAUUUAAAAUCAGUUUAUAGUGAUAAAAUGA
Molecule: messenger RNA, 2869 nt
Organism: Sabethes cyaneus
Lineage: Eukaryota; Metazoa; Arthropoda; Insecta; Diptera; Culicidae
Exons: 5
Coding region: 479-1903 (474 amino acids)
Source: RefSeq, a predicted model, not a curated record